Messenger RNA from Aspergillus uvarum CBS 121591, 2769 nucleotides. Its product is annotated as electron-transferring-flavoprotein dehydrogenase. Gene Ontology annotation, cellular component: mitochondrial inner membrane. Lineage: Eukaryota; Fungi; Ascomycota; Eurotiomycetes; Eurotiales; Aspergillaceae. The transcript is spliced from 9 exons. Gene Ontology annotation, molecular function: iron-sulfur cluster binding; RNA binding; electron-transferring-flavoprotein dehydrogenase activity. Gene Ontology annotation, biological process: electron transport chain. Bases 1 to 2769 code for a protein of 922 amino acids. The record is from RefSeq and is a predicted model, not a curated record.
AUGGCCUCCAAAGGCGCGGUCCUGCCGCUGUUGAGGCGCGAGUUGCGACCCUCUUCCCGGCGCCUCCCCAAGGCUCCCGCCUCGUUGUCAUCACUCGCGAACUCUGCACGGCCCUCCAACCUCUCCUUGCCAGCAUCAUACCGCAAAGUCAUUCGACCACGGUCGCUAUUCACUCCCAUUCAGACACGCGCCUUUUCACAAUCGGUAACACGAAGAUUAACCGAUGCCGAAGGCAAUUUCGAUCCCCGUCAGCUGGACAGAGAAUCGGAUGAGGUGGAUGUUUGUAUCGUCGGUGGCGGUCCCGCUGGUCUCGCCGCAGCUAUUCGAUUGAAGCAAUUAGCAAAUGAAGCCGGCAACGAGGAGUUCCGCGUCAUUCUGUUGGAAAAGGCCGGCGAACUCGGCGCCCACGUCCUGUCCGGCAACGUACUUGAGCCAACGGCGCUGAAUGAACUCCUGCCCGACUGGCUUGCGGAGGACAACCCGUCCCGCUUCGAAGGGGCGACCCCUGCGAAGGCGGAUAAGAUGCGCUUCCUGACUCAGAACUCGUCCUUCCCGAUCCCCGCGCCACCGCAAAUGAACAACCAUGGCAACUACAUCAUCAGUCUUAACGAGCUCACCAAGUGGCUAGGAGAGCGGGCGGAAGAACUUGGUGUCGAGAUUUAUCCCGGAUUCGCAGCCAGUGAGGUGGUCUACAAGUCGGAUGGCUCCGUUCUUGGUGUCGCAACCAACGAUCUUGGCAUCGGUCGCGACGGCAAAGCGAAAGAUAGUUUCGAGCGGGGUAUGGAGUUCCAUGCGCGGGUCACCUUGCUGGCCGAGGGCUGUCAUGGGAGCUUGACCAAGCAAGUGGCUAAGAAGUUCGACCUUCGUCGCGAUAGCCAACCGCAAACCUAUGGUAUUGGUCUUAAGGAGAUCUGGGAGAUCCAACCCGAGAAAUUCAAGUCCGGUGAAAUUACGCAUUCCUUGGGAUACCCUCUUCCGUCGGAUACCUACGGGGGAGCAUGGAUGUACCACUUCGGCGACAACAUGGUCAGCAUUGGCUUGGUCGUGGGACUGGAUUAUCCGAAUCCCUGGUUGUCGCCCUACGGGGAAUUCCAGAAACUCAAGCACCACCCUCUCUUCAAGGAAGUCUUGGAAGGCGGCAAGUGUAUCUCGUAUGGUGCGAGAGCCCUCAACGAGGGUGGCUUCCAGUCCAUCCCGAAGUGCGCUUUUCCCGGUGGCGCCUUGAUUGGCGACAGCGCCGGCUUCUUGAACGUUCCCAAGAUCAAGGGAACCCAUACCGCGAUGAAGUCUGCCAUGUUGGCUGCUGAAUCCACCUUUGCAGCUCUGCAGGGUAACCCUGACGGCAGUGUAUUCCUCUUCGACUAUGAGGAGGCUUUGCGCAAAUCAUCAAUCUGGAAGGAGUUGUACGAGGUACGCAACAUGCGCCCCUCUUUCAGCACGCCCCUUGGUCUCUAUGGUGGAAUUUUGUACUCUGGCCUCGAGGCCUACAUUCUUAAGGGACGGACUCCCUGGACGCUCAAGCACCACACCACCGACGCCGCGGCCACGAAAUUGGCCUCUCAGUGCAACAAGAUUGAGUACCCCAAGCCGGACGGCGUGAUCAGCUUCGAUAUUCUCACCAGCGUCAGCCGGACCGGAACAAACCACGAGGAGGACCAGCCCGUCCACUUGCAAGUGGAGGACUGGGACAAGCAUACGGAUAUUGCCUGGCCUAAGUACCAGGGUGUCGAGAACCGGUUCUGCCCGGCCGGUGUAUAUGAGUAUGUUGAGGACUCCAGCAAGCAGCAUGGUGUUCGCUUCCAGAUCAACGCUCAAAACUGCAUUCAUUGCAAGACGUGUGAUAUCAAGGUACCCACACAGGACAUUAACUGGCAGACGCCUCAGGGUGGCGAGGGACCGAAUGCCAAUUCAGUAACUAAGCAGGAUAUUGAGGAGCAUUUCAGCACCCAUGGUUCCGGAAAGAUCACAGAGAUCAAACUGAUGAAUGGCUUCGGUUUCAUCGAGUACGAAGACGCGAUGGAUGCUCGAGAUGUUGUUCCCGCUUUCCAUGGCAGCGAUUUCAAGGGCGAGCGACUCACCGUGCAAUUUGCCCGUGGCCCGCGCCGCAAGGAAAACUUCCCUGGCCCGAUGGACCGUCCCAACAUGCCUCGCCCCCGCCGCACGAUCUUUCGCAUGUUACUUUCUGGACUCCCGGAAACAAGUUGGCAGGAUCUAAAAGACUUUGCCCGCCAGUCUGGCCUUGAUGUGGUAUACUCCGAGACCGGUCGUGAGCUUGGUAGAGGGUUCGUUGAGUUUGAGACCGCCAACGACUUGAAGACUGCCGUCGAGAAGCUCGACCAGCGCGAGUUCAAGGGAUCUCGUGUGACAUGUAUCGCCGAUAUCCAAAGCUUUCCGCCGGAAGACCGUUCUUUCCGUGACCCCUACCGGUCGCGAUCCCCUCGUCGGAGCUUUCCCCCAAUGGAGGAAUACGACCGCCGAUUUCCCGCACCCCGUGGCUACAGUCCGCGGGCUCAUUACCGGGAACGGUCUCCUAUCCCCAUGCGGCGGGAAUACUAUGAACGAGAUGGGUACGGACGCCGGACGCCACCUCGCCCGCGGAUUGAAGACUACCCUCCUCCGCGUCGACCCUAUGAGGAUCCGUAUGAUGUUCGUCCGCCACCUCCACCCCGGCACUACGAUGACCCCUACAUGCAAGCCAGAGCCUACCCCCGUCCCCGGAGUCCUCCGCGGGGCGAGUACAUGCCGUACGAACGCCGCGGCUAUUGGUAG